CGUUUCGUGCAGCGCUUGCCUGCAACAUUAAUUUUGCCUCCUUGGUCGCGGUCGUCCUCCCCAAAUCGACACACUGCAAGGACGCCCAUUUCUGAGAGACCGAAAGCGCGUGCUUUUUCCAGUUUUUGGACUAAAUUCCACAAGAACAUACCCAACGAAUGAGCACAUUUGUUCUGUGCAGCGGCAGGGAGUGAUUUAGCGCAAAGAGCCGGCCCUCGAGCAGCCAAUUAGCGGCGAAUCGACCUCAGUAAUAAUGGCAGACGAAGCAGAUUUAGCAAAGAACUCGACAUUGUCAGCUGACGCCCAGGAGUUUUUUCCUCGAGGCUACUCAACAAUGGCAGCACCGAUCUCAGUUCCUCAGGCGGAAUCGUUCUUGUUGCAAUAUUUUGAUGUUUGGCCGGAUGAGCUGCAUGCAAUGCAGCAGCCGAUUGGGUUCGAAGCUGCCCCGAUGCUGGCCGCCGGCGCGGCCGGCUUCCCAGCGCCCGUGCUCGUGCCGUGGGCCAACGGUUCUGCUGACCCUGCAGACUACCACUGCACAAUGCAGCCUAUGUACAUGGGGGGCGAGGAGCAGAGGUUCAUGAUGGUGGUGCCCCCUGCCAGCUACGUGCCGGCUGCUGCCGCUGCUAUCCCCCAAAGGCCGAUGGCCGCCUCCUCUAACUCUUCUUCUCACUGGUUGUCCAAGUCGAGCCCGACUGAGUUGCUGCGCUCCGCCAUGAAUGAACUGACCAACAACCCUGGCGAAUUCGACAACCUUGUGAUGCCCCUCGGAGACACAUUCUGUCAGUGGUUGACAGAGCCCGAAGUGAUCAACUCGGCGAUAGGUCUCAUCAUCGAGCAUUCCAUCAUGGAACCUAACUUCAGGUACAACGGCGCCCGCCUUUGCAACCUGCUCAACAACCUCGACAACACGGAAGAUGGCUCCGCGUUCAGAAACAUUCUUUUGGAAAGAUGCCACCAGGAAAACGAGCAAGUUAAAGAAUUGAUCGAAGCAGACCCAAAGAGGCUACACUCGUUCACGCUCUUUUUGGCCGAGCUGUUUAUCCAGCUUGAAACGAAAAAGGGAACCGGUGCCAAGAUUUCGGUACUUGGUCAGGAAUUAUAUGAAGAUCUCAAACUUCUGCUUUCCAGUCCGAACGAUGAUAACGUCAAAUGCGCCUGUCAGGUGCUCAAGCUUGCAGGAAUGCAUCUGGAGCAGGAGGUGGACUCAGCCUCCAUGGACCAGUUGGAGGAUUUGCUCACCGCGGCUCAGUCAUGUCCAAACUUGAAGCCCAACAUGGCAACCCUGGCCAAGAGCGUGGUCAACCUGAGACACCAGACCUGGGGUCGAUCACCACCUUCACCUGUUCAAUCGCAGUGGAGCAGUGGUGACGGAGCUUCUCACCAGUCCAACCACUUCACUAAUGAGCCUGUCUAUUACGGACCUGAUGGCCAAAUACUGACUGCUGAAGAGAGCAGAUUCCUCCAAGACGGCCUCAACGCUGGAAACAAAGGAGGAGAUGAGGACGAAGGAAUGGACGAAGAGCUGCAAGAUGCUUAUGAGCAAUUCUUGCAGAUGGCUCCAAACUCUAAACAAUAAAUUUAAGCCAGGCAGUUUUGAGAUGAACUUUGUUAAGAAUGUGGUGUGUACUUGGGUAUUUAUAUAGGUCUCUUUCGGCGAGGCAAACUCAAGAGUUGUCACUGUAUAUUUUGGAAUAAUAGAGAAUCAAUGUUCACCUGAACCGUCAUCAAGCUUCAUUUUAAGUGGAUUACGUUGAAUGUUCUAUACUUUAAUCAAGAGCAGAGUGGUUGACACUUAACUAUUUUUAAUCUGAAUAAGUAGGUGCUUUUACUCAAAAAUAUGCUUACCGUCUGUGUGGGCCUUUCUUUGUGUUUCAAGCACAUCUUGUUUUCAUUUCUCCUUGCCCAUCUUGUAAUUUUAAGAAGGUGAAAUACUAAUUAAAACUCAGUGCAGAGGACGUUUGUCACACAAAAAUGGGGGAUUCAUCUGCAUGAUUUUUGUUUUGGGAGUAACUUUUUAAUUUUCAUUUCCAUGUCAGCACCUAUGAGUAUGCUUACUUUUAUUGAUUCUCAGUGAGUCAGUCUAAGCAAUUGGAGACUUGUACUUUGCCUAACAUCAUGUAUAUUUUUACAAAUAAGAUUUAUUCAAUGCAUUACUUAUGCCAUCAUAUGUAAAUACAAAGUCAUUAUAGGCAUUUGAAACACUGUUUAAUUUGAUGAAUGAAUGAUCAGAAAGGAACUUUAUGAACAAUAAACAUAAUACUGCA
Cloeon dipterum is the source of this 2264-nucleotide messenger RNA. It is a transcript of the gene Paip1, whose product is annotated as Poly(A) binding protein interacting protein 1. The transcript has 9 exons. Gene Ontology annotation, biological process: regulation of translational initiation. Gene Ontology annotation, molecular function: translation activator activity; RNA binding; protein binding. Lineage: Eukaryota; Metazoa; Arthropoda; Insecta; Ephemeroptera; Baetidae. The record is from RefSeq and is a predicted model, not a curated record. Bases 254 to 1576 code for a protein of 440 amino acids.